CUCAUGCAACCUUCGUUGAUUAGUAUCAUUUGUAUACAUUUGUGUCUGUUAUCUUCAAAUAGUAUUAAUGUUAUUUAUCUUUCAAUGAAAUGGAACUUGUCGAUAAAUAUUACGAUAAAGCGGAGUAUGUUGAGACCACUUCAGGAAACAAAGUGAGCAGACAAACUGUUCUCUGCGGUUCCCAGAACAUAGUCUUGAACGGGAAAUGUAUCGUCCAGUCAGACGCUAUCAUACGUGGAGACUUAGCCAAUGUACGCACCGGCCGAUACUGCAUCAUUAGUAAAGAUGCGGUUAUUAGACCUCCCUUCAAAAAGUUCAGUAAGGGUGUAGCUUUUUUUCCCUUGCAUAUGGGAGAUCAUGUUUAUGUCGGUGAAGGUUCCAUAGUCAAUGCUGCAUCUGUGGGAUCUUAUGUGUACAUUGGAAAAAAUGUUGUUAUUGGAAGAAGAUGUAUUUUGAAAGAUUGUUGUAUGAUUGAAGACGAUGCUAUAGUGCCCCCUGAGACCGUAAUCCCAUCAUUCACGCUGUACAGUGGUAGCCCUGCAGUUAGGAGAGAUAAUCUCCCUGAUUGCACGCAGGAUAUCAUGAUAGACUUCACCAGGAAUUAUUAUCAGCACUUUAUACCAAAACCGAAAACUAAAGAUGAGCUGGUGUAGCGUAUCGGUCAUAUAAUUUUUAAUUAUUAUUAUUAUUUCAAGUAAUUUUCUAUAAAGUGCACUAUUAUUUAACAAUACUGUAAGUUUAUUUAUAGCAAAAAGAGAUUGUGAUAUUGUAUGCUUAUCUAUAUUAUGUUAAAAAUGUAAAUGUUCAAUAUCGCUAUGGAGCUUCUGUUUAACUAGAUAUGUUUUCACUAAAGAGUUAUUACUUUAAUAUGUUUUGUAUUGUAAACAUUAUAUUUAUUGUAUUCGUAUUUAACAUAU
This is a messenger RNA of Nezara viridula (southern green stink bug), 917 nucleotides long. NCBI's taxonomy places the organism in Eukaryota, Metazoa, Arthropoda, Insecta, Hemiptera, Pentatomidae. The record is from the annotation of a GenBank genome assembly.